Protopolystoma xenopodis is the source of this 771-nucleotide messenger RNA. The record is from the annotation of a GenBank genome assembly. NCBI's taxonomy places the organism in Eukaryota, Metazoa, Platyhelminthes, Monogenea, Polystomatidea, Polystomatidae.
AUGAUUCGUUUUUUCUCCGCCACCGCAGAGAUACGGGCUGAAAUUAGCACUACUCCUCGUCCCGGCACAGGUACCCCAGACAGCCGACUUUAUCCCAUCCCCCCGAGAACGCAUCUUGGCCAAGCUGCAGUGCAUCUGUCCCACAGUCUCCAACGUUCUCUUCCCACCCCACCUCCCAGGUCCCAUCGCGCAUCUUCAUUAUGCCCCUCACCCCCAACCGUCCGCCUGGUUCACGGCCUAACUGAGCUGGCGAGGUUGGCCCGACAACCAGUUUGCAUUUUUAGGCCCGGUUACCGCGAUGGACGCAGUGCACGCGGCAUGUCGACAAUGCGAAUCACACAUGGCCUCAUACGAAUGGCGAAACUCGGCUGGCGUGUGGUUGGUGGGCCUGUUCAGCUGUCUGUGCCCUCGCCUCCUCCAUCGUCCUGCCAACUCACUGGCCCGGCAAUUGCAACACACCGUCCGCCACCAGUUGAGCAAGCCCAGACGUCACUGGUACAGGGUGGGCGGCCCUACCAACUAGGUUUGUCUGUACCUCGAUCUGGCUCCUGCUACUUGCUCAACAAACAAUCCGCCCAUUUAUCUAAGCAUCAACAGUCACCCGCACACUCAUUAUGUGUCCCCAUCCACUUCGCGGCCCAACCUCUGUGCAUGGGCCUUGGUGAUGGCCCAAGUAGCCUUGAGAACUACAUGACAAUGCAACUGGACUCAGCCAGCAUCCCACAAUAUCCCACAUUGUCCCUGUUGCACGCCUGGUCGAAGCCGAUCUGA